Molecule: messenger RNA, 1608 nt
Organism: Lytechinus variegatus (green sea urchin)
Lineage: Eukaryota; Metazoa; Echinodermata; Echinoidea; Temnopleuroida; Toxopneustidae
Exons: 4
Coding region: 20-847 (275 amino acids)
Molecular function (GO): S-adenosylmethionine-dependent methyltransferase activity
Source: RefSeq, a predicted model, not a curated record
UCUACUUUUUACAGGCAGCAUGAAUAGUCAUGAUCUAAAGUCAGCCGAGACAUAUGGGAAGUUUAGCCAAAGCUAUUUGACACAACUGCGAAAGAGAGGCAUGAUCGAACUCGGAUUCGACGAGGAUGACAUCGUUCUCGACGUGGGCUGUGGAAGUGGAGAAGCUAGCAAAGAAAUAUCAGCCAUGGUUAAAAGCGUAACAGCAUUUGAUGCAUCUCCUGUCAUGGUCGAGAGCGCGAGGACACUGAAUGCAGCCGACAACAUCGACUACCACGUUGCCGACGCCCACUCCUUCGACGACCACCUCGACGAGUGGAACCACGCCUCAUUCGACAAGAUCGUUUCCUUCUUUGUUUUCAACUGGUGUCACGACCCUCAGAGGGUUCUUCAGAAUGUCAAGAGCUGUCUGAAACCUGGUGGACGAGCUUUGCUCGUGUUCGCUCUCCAGACGCGGGUUCUGAGCUUGAAGUGCUCGUACGGGGAGACGACAGACUCGUGGAUUCGUUGCCAUAAGAAAUGGGGACCGUACAUGAAGGACUACGUCCAUUUCCAAAAGGACUGGGAUAAUGGGGAGGACUUUUUGGAGGUUGUGAGAUCCGUAGGGUUUGAUGUCUGCAAAUCGGCAAUAGAAGAAGUGUGUGUACCAAACCAAAGUGCGGCAGAAGCUAAAGCUGGUCUACGCACACUCUUGGGACAUCUCAGUGCUAUUCCAAACGAUCUACGGGACGAAUGCGUGGAUGACGUCCAUCGAUGGCUGUGUGACGUCACACCGAAACAUGAAACCGGUUAUAUGAUGGGGCAAGGCAGAUGCAUGACUGCAAUUAUAAGCAACAACCAAAUGACAUGAGAGAUGUUUGUUUCAUUGUUUUUUUUCCGAAAUCAUAAAAACAUAAAGUAACAUAAUCAAUAAAAAUAAUAAUGAUACGGUUGGAUAGCCCAUUUUGGAGCUUUUAGCAUAACAGCUCUGUUCUUCCACAUGGCCAAAUAUAAUGUCAAUAAUAAUAAAUUAUAUAACAAAACAGAGUAUAAUUCAAUAAAAACACCAUAUCAGACUAAAUAUGUAUUUAUUUAUUCUACGGUGAAAUAAAAAUAUCGAUCCCCUCCAAGAACUAUUCUGAGAGUAACCCCGCCCUUAAUAUUGGGUAAAAGGGCUCCAUGAGCAUGAUGAGGGUAACUGUGUCUCCAACCAACAUUGGGCAUUUCUUUGGGGCAUUUUUAUUUAUCCAGUGUGAUGAAAAUUUUGCCCGUUCUAAAGUAACUGCUGCUUAUUUUUCAGACUUACUGGACAAUGUGAUUCCCGCAUUGGGUAAAAUACUGCCCCCAAUAGGUUACAUACAUAAUUACCCUCGUGGUGGUGAAAAUUUUACCCAUUUUUUUUUCAGUGUAUAACCCACCCAUCUAACAGCUGAUUUUCAUUACGUUUAAAAUCGUUUUACAUGAAUACUCAAUUAAGUCUGUUAUUGCACAGAAAAAUAUUCACGGCUUUUGGGCCUGGCGUGCAUGUAAUUAUCCGUCUCACAUUUGUCGCAUUUUUUUGUGCAGUGGUAAAUGAAUUUGGCAACUUUUGAUUUCAAGAUAACAAUACAUGCACCCCACUCGUUAUUUAUU